GCUGUACGGUGACGUUUUAAGGCAGGUCCUGGUCAAACCUACCAAUGAUACAAGUCGCUCCUAUUCUGCUGGGACUGAUCGCAAUGAACGGGUGUCGGAGCUCUGCACGGCAAAGGAGCAACCACAGCGAGACGCGGCGAUCAAGGGGAUGCGGCAUCGGUACGCGGGAGCUGUCUAUCAGCACCAAACUCCCGACCAAAAGCAAGCAAGCAGCGCGCAGAGCCGAGACCCAGCCGCUCCUGUUUUCAGCCUGCCGCCCCCGCCCUCUUCUCACCACCGAGACCGCGCUCCGACCACCGCCGCUCAGCGCCAGAGCCUCCAGGAGCUCCCGUGUCUGAGCCAGCCCUCCCGGAGACCUGUUCGCAGCGGAGACCCUCUACCUCUGGCGAGCUACGACGCCGUCCAGCGACCUUCACACCGAGCCGGUGAACCCAGCACCAGGCAGCCGGAGCACCUGCAGCAGGAUCCCUGGGCCCCGGCCGGCAGUCAGCAGCAACAGCCGCCGGCGUCGCUGACGGAGAAGCAGCCUGCUUUUCCGAGCUGCCACUGCAGUUUUUCCGAGCAGGAGGAGAGCGUUUCUAAAAAACAGCCCCAUUCUCUCGAACAUCUCCCACCGCAGCCCUCCCCACCUUUUCCGCCUCCUAUACCUCCGCCACCGUCGUCCUCCUCCUCUCUGCUGUUUUCCCGGGAAUCUAAACGGGAGGAUCGGCUGCGAAGGAGUGCCGAUAAUUACCAACAGGCGAGCAUCGUGGAACGCUGCAGGGGAGGAGGAGGAGCAGGAGGGCACCAAGACCACAGGCAGUUGUUGCAGCAACAGCAGCAACAGCAACAGCAGCAGCAACAGCACAGUCAUUUAAGACUCCAACAGAGGGACCCCUCCCCUAAAGGAAUCCGUGCAAACUCGCAGAAAGGGCGCUCUUCGAAUGUAUGUGAGUCAACCGAGGCUAACAGCAGAGCAUUCGAGUGUCAGACUCAGGACCUACAGCAGCAAAAGAUCCCACAAUUACGAGCGCAGCAACAGCUGCUUGUUGGGAGCAGCUUGCCGAUCAACUACUGCGCCAGCGGCUCAGGAGAGCUAUGUAGGACUCACCAGGCUCCUCUGCUGCAACAGCACGAGCAGCAGCACGGCGCACCGGGGCUCUGUCCCCAGCGUCCACAGCACUGUGAGCAGGACCGACAAAAGUCUGCGCGGAUCUCCGGGCAACCAGGCGACGGCAACCGCGACACCCGCGUCUCCCCCCCGGUAACACAACAGGCGUACGCGGGGAACUCGUCAACGACUGUCAGCAACAGCAGCAAAGACAGCCCCAACUACGGCUCGAGCUAUCACCUGUGGCCAGAGAGCCCGCAUAAAGGAGAAGAGAGGAUCCGCAUCGACCCCCACAAGGCCACAACAGAGCAGAAGAAGCUGAGCCAUGCUGGAUCCAAGCCCUCCCUCUCCGAGAGCAGCGGCCGACAUCCUCAGAUAGCCAUGAACACCUGCAAGUACAAUGGCGGAGUGGUGAGACCACUAGUGGGCAGCCUGGCAUCCUCGUCGCGCCGCAACCUCGCAGAGCUUGACUCGGAGACGCAGCCCUUGCAGACAUUGCACAGCUCUGGCCUGGAGGUAGUGGUAUCCAAAGGCAACGGCGGCGAAGACCCAAGCAAGGCGUCUAAUGAGAGCUUGGUCAGGGAGGGCAGCGGGCGAAGCGGGGGCAGGGCGCCACAGAAGAAGAACAGGGACAUUGGCUACAAGCUCGGCCACAGGAGGGCACUGUUCGAGAAGCGGAAGCGGCUCAGCGACUACGCACUCAUCUUUGGGAUGUUUGGGAUUGUUGUCAUGGUGACAGAGACGGAACUGUCAUGGGGGGUUUACACUAAGGAAUCUUCAUACUCAUUUGCACUGAAAUGCCUUAUCAGCCUUUCCACUGUUAUAUUGCUUGGUCUUAUAAUAAUGUACCAUGCCCGGGAAAUCCAGCUGUUCAUGGUGGACAAUGGUGCAGACGAUUGGAGGAUAGCCAUGACGUAUGAGCGAAUCUUCUUCAUCGUGCUGGAGCUGCUGGUGUGUGCCAUCCAUCCCAUCCCAGGCCAGUACGUCUUCACAUGGACGGCGCGGCUGGCCUUUACCUACACUCCAUCGGUGGCAGAUGCAGACGUGGACAUCAUCCUCUCCAUCCCCAUGUUCCUGAGACUCUACCUGAUAGGCAGGGUCAUGUUGCUCCACAGUAAACUGUUCACGGACGCUUCGUCUCGCAGCAUCGGCGCCCUCAACAAGAUCAACUUCAAUACACGCUUUGUCAUGAAGACCCUCAUGACCAUCUGUCCAGGAACUGUUCUGCUGGUGUUCAGCAUAUCCUCCUGGAUCAUUGCUGCAUGGACUGUGCGCGUCUGUGAGAGGUAUCAUGACAAACAGGGAGUGACCAGUAACUUCCUGGGAGCCAUGUGGCUCAUUUCGAUCACCUUCCUCUCCAUCGGCUACGGGGACAUGGUACCCAACACGUACUGUGGGAAGGGCGUUUGCCUGCUUACAGGGAUUAUGGGAGCUGGUUGCACUGCACUGGUGGUUGCAGUGGUAGCCAGAAAGCUGGAGCUGACCAAGGCUGAGAAGCACGUCCACAACUUCAUGAUGGACACACAACUCUGCAAACGAGUAAAGAACACAGCUGCCAAUGUACUCAGGGAAACAUGGCUCAUCUACAAACACACUAAGUUGGUCAAGAAGAUAGAUCAUGCCAAAGUGCGGAAACACCAGCGCAAGUUUCUCCAAGCCAUUCACCAACUGCGCAGUGUGAAGAUGGAGCAGAGGAAACUCAACGAUCAGGCCAACACCUUGGUGGACCUGGCGAAGACCCAGAAUGUGAUGUAUGACCUGGUGUCAGAGCUGCAGGAGCGCAGUGAGGAGCUGGACAAGCGCAUCGGCACAUUGGAGGACAAGCUGGACUCUGUGACUGGCAGCCUGCAGGCGCUGCCCUGCCUCAUCUCCCAAGCCAUAACCCAGCAGCAGCAGGACUUCCUGGACGGCUUUGUUCACCGCUUUCGUCCCGCUUCGCUAGCCUCAGAGCGCUCUGAACGCUCUGAGCGAUCCUGGACUUCCACCGCCCGUAGAAGGCGUUCUCCCUCCACAGCACCACACACCUCCUCUGAUAGUGGAUAACCUUGACAAAGCAUUGCAAUCACCCUUGACCCCCAACUCCUAAACCAACGCAUCACCUCAUCCAAAGCUGUCCCUGUAACUGCUGGCCGAGUCCAUGUCUGGACUUAUAAUGAACCCAUAUCUUGACCUCUGACCUGAUCUAUGACCUUAUCUCUCCCUAUCACCCACCCCUUCCCCAGUCCCCACCCAACAUCAAAUCCAAAAACCAAUUCCUCUGUGACUGAGUGGUUCAGCACAGGACUGGUUCAGAGCUACUCCAAAAGAACAAAGAAAAGCAAACAGACUUGCGACAAGAAAAAACACAAAUGCAUCUUAAAAAAAGAAAAAUAGAAAAAAAGUUUAAAUGACUGAAAAACCGAGAUAAAGUAGAGAUAUGGUUUAUGUUUUAGCCAUUGUAUGGCUGUUCAAGUUAGCUUUUUUGUAAAAGCCCUUGUAUAGUUAAAAAACAACUGAGUUCAGGGUCACUGGGGUGAGAGCUGGCUGUCACACCGGAAAGUCCUUAAACACGAGGGAGGAAGUUGGUCUGUGGAGCUGAGGGACUCGGCUAGCUGUUUAUACAGGAUGGAGACAGAGACGUCCUUUUGGAUUUCCCUUCAAAAGACUAGUGUCAUGGAUUCUUUCCCAUAGGUUUGGGUGAAAGCUUUAGAAAAAGCUCCGAAAGCUCUGUCUUGAGGUCAGUAAAUGAAAAUGAGCUCAAUGUGGAGGGGAAACUGUCACAAGAGAGACAAGGGAAUGCAUAUGGCAUAACUACUGGGUAGGAAAAAAUUACACAGUUGCCAACUUCAAGGUUUCAGCUUCCCUGAGCUUACCAAGGGAAAAUGAGAGCGACUAUCUUUUUUAGUUACAUAUUGACAUGUGAUUUUUCAGUGCCUGAAUGUAUAAAUAGUAGAGGGUUAUUUAAUUACUAAUUUCAGAGCUUUUUUACGAUGUUAACAGUCUGAAUACAGCAUUGCAUUCCUUUUUCAGAUACAUUCCUCUCCAAAAAUUUAAAGAAAAUGUCUUAAUGUAAUGCAUUACAUUGCCUCCAUUGCACAGCAACUCGUUUUUUGAAACCCUUUUUUCUUUUUCUACUAACACUUUAAGAAAUGAAAAAGUUGAGCGAGAAAGAGCAUAGACGAAUAUUUGUGAGUGUGUUUGUUGAAGAAUCAGUGAGUUCACUUUUAGCUUAUACACAAAACAAUGAAAUAUGUAGUACUCUAUCCUUCUUCUCACCCCCACUAAUUCAAGCUUCCUUCAGAUAAUGGCAUGGCUCGAAGUCAGCUGGUUUAUCAGCCACGUAGGAACACAUCCCAUCAUGGUCUGACUGAGAAACUAGCUCCGCCCCUUUGCAUGGUUGUUUGCAGGAAAAAUCUUCCUCGAAUGGCUUGAUGAUUUUACUUGAUUUUGAUUCUAUAAUGUUAACUUUUGUUUGUUUGUUGCCUUUCUUUUGCUAAUUCUUUUUUUUAUUAAAAUCUCAUUUUUACUAGGAUACUUAGGGUUUUUUAAAGUUGCAGUACCUAGAGAGGUGCAGUAAUGUCAUUCUGUAAUGCAUUCCCUGUUUAAAAUAUGAGGCAAAGAAAAGUUGCUACAAUAAAAAAGUGCUGAUGAAACUUGGAUAAAUUAAAUUUCCAGAAUUUAUUUCUGGAAAUGCACUUCUACACCUUCUAACCAAGAGCUAGAUGAAGAAAAGUGAGAACACCCUCAUUCCUUUAACGAAAAAAUAAAGAUUCAGCUAGCAGCUGUUUUGCUUGGCUCAGCAUAUUGACUGGAAACAUGAGGAACAACUAGUCAUGUCCAGUAAUAUAUCCAUACAAUAUUUUUUGUCUAUUUUUUGUACAAAGACUUAUAUUUAAAUAUUGCUGUUGAUAGAAGUGGCCUGGAGUUUCACCCAGGAAAGUAUCUCACGGUAACAAAACGACCAGAAAAAAAAUCCCAAUUAAUAGGCCUACACUUUUCAGGUACAAUUUUUGGAGAUAUAAAACAACUUUGAAACUGCAUGUUGAUUACUGAGCAUUUAAUGUUCUGGUUCAAGCAAUUUGUUUCAGAUACUGCCCAGCCUUGUUCUGUUUUUAGUCUCCAUUCUAAGCUAAGCUAAUCAGCUGUUAGCGGUAGCUUCUGAUUUUCUUUUUCUGAGAUCAAUGUUUUCAUGUUUCUCUCGGCAAGGAAGUGAUAUAUUUAAUAUUUAAUAUUUCAACUAUUACAUGAACUUUACAGUAUCUAGCCUCUGUUUUGUUCUUUUAUUAGGACAUUCAUAUUAAUCCACUUUCACGAAGGAGUCAUUUUUAAAUCCAAAUAUCAAAGGCAUGGUGUUUGAUGCAUAGAGAGUUCGAGUUGUGAUGACUUUACUUUUAGAUUUGAGGGAAAAUAUGAAAAAUCUUCAAAGUUAUCUACAGAAGACAAAACAAAAUUCAGAGAUUCAAUGAGAUUCAACAUCCCUGUAGCAUAAAAACCGGGACACAGCACAGCUGGAUAGCCUUCUACAAAUGACCCAGAGGUCACUUUGGGUAUUGCAGCAAAUUACUCAACACCUCCAACUGCAAACAAUUCCAAUUGUCUUGCUUGUUUUACUACUUAAUUUAUAAGGCUUUUAUACUUGAUAAAAGUAUUUUAAAUGGAAAUGAUGGUCUAGGCCAGUAGAAGAAACCCAAUACUCAAAUUCCUCAAAAGUAAUGUAAAUACAGAGGAUAGACACUGUCCAGGUGAAUGUGACAGUCAAGCAAUUCUAAUAUGACUGAAUCAGACUAAUUCUUGGGUUCUUUGUUCAGGUCUUUAUAGAUUACUUCCAUAGUUAGCCAGCUACAUGCUAAUAGUUUAAUAGUAAAUAAUCAAAGAUUCAUACUGAAGAACAAAACAAUGUUUUGCCCCUUCAGCUAAGUGAAUACAGUCAAUAUGAAUUCCUUGAUCUUAAUUGUAUCUGUAUGAGACAGGGACAAAGUUCACUCUCCAACAUGCUCUGCAAUGACAAGAGAGCACUUCAUCUAAGAACAUAUUCAGAUUUCAACAACUGGAACUUAAGCAUGAGUAUUAGCUUUUUUCCCUUUCAUCUUGAGUUGAUGAAGCAUGACUCUUUACUGCCCCCACCUCCAGCCACUUCACGUGCAUUGCUACACUCCCCCCCUCCUCCCCUUCAAGUAUGAAGGAAUCCAUCAUGCCAUUACAGUCCCUGUUUCAAUCAGUAUCAUCCAACAAGUCAGGAAGGCUAAUGGAAGAUUAUCUGCUUGAAUACGACCUCACCUGCUUUUUCAGAUCUAAGGUUUCCACCUCUUCAUUACAUCGAAGGUUUUUAGACGCCCGCUUGUCAUCUGUCAUCAUUAAGGGCAUCAGUCCCCUACUAAGAGGCUUCCUAAAUAGCCGACAGCUACGACCUUAGAGUGGUUCAAAUGGAAAAAAAGAGAGAGAAGCAGGGGAACCCCCAGGUCAUGUUCCAUGUUGCACUCAGUGUGUAAUAUUCAGUUACAACAGGAAGGAUCACAGAUGCUGGAGUGUCCUCCCCAGAGAGAUGGUGUUAAGGACUCCAUCCUUUACCUGGCAGCCGGAAAGAGUAGUUUGAAAAAAAGAGUAAAAUGAGCAAAAGCUCAUUUACUGACAGAUGUCGUUUUUGCCCAGGGGGGUAGUUAACAGCAAGAGAGGGUGUCCUGUAAAUAUGACCUCAUUGUAGAUGUCGCCAAGUAAACGGGACAAAUGGUGAACCGCAGGGGGUAAGGGUGGCUGGGUUCAAAGAACAGCAUGUUGCAAGUUUACAGUAGUACCACAUUAAAUAGAGAUGAUAGGAAAUGUUUGACUUACUGGCAAAUGAAUCAAAGCCUUUAAUUUCUUUUUUAUAACUGCUAUGAUCAGGUUCUGCUAUAUUUUUUACACUGAUACAAAGGUUUGUUUUCUCCCUUUCCUCUCGCCAACAAAGUCCUGCCAAAACACCAUUCCAAUAUUUGAUGGUGACCUGAUUUUCUCCACCAUGAAAUUCAAAAAAGACAACUAUUUUGUAGUUUAGCGAGGGAAUUCAUGAUGUUAUAACAAUGAUGGUAGAUGAGUCAAAGUGAAAAAAAGCAUCCAAGAGUUUUCAUUAUCCUGAAAAGUAGGCUUUCCUCAUAGUGCAGGAAUCAGACCACAUUUCCACUGAACAAUAACAAAGUGAAACCCCCCCCCCCUUCAAAAAAUGUAACCCAAUCAUUGUUCUGUGUACACUGCCACAUGAUGCAUAAUGUACGUAGUAGCACUGGAAUAAAUUGACUUUUAAUGGAUGGCAAAUGGGUUCAACAUGUUCUCUGUAUGCUGUUUGCUGUUCCUUCAUUUUGCAGGUGAACUUUUUGUCCUAGCAAGGAGAGACACCAAGGUCAAAUCAUUAAAGACUAUCUUCAGCUAUAA
Messenger RNA from Labrus mixtus (cuckoo wrasse), 7474 nucleotides. RefSeq names its product potassium intermediate/small conductance calcium-activated channel, subfamily N, member 1a (gene kcnn1a). NCBI's taxonomy places the organism in Eukaryota, Metazoa, Chordata, Actinopteri, Labriformes, Labridae. The record is from RefSeq and is a predicted model, not a curated record. Gene Ontology annotation, cellular component: plasma membrane; neuronal cell body; neuron projection. The transcript has 9 exons. Gene Ontology annotation, biological process: potassium ion transmembrane transport. Gene Ontology annotation, molecular function: small conductance calcium-activated potassium channel activity; calmodulin binding. Bases 149 to 3133 code for a protein of 994 amino acids.